UUCAGCACAUCUCUACUGGAAUAGCGCAAAGCGAUUGGUUGUGAAGGAAAGGAGCAGUUCUAAUCUAAUUAAAUUUUAUACGCAAAUUACAAUAUUUUUCUUUUAAAUCCUAGUAUAGUGCUUUCUUUUAAUUGAUUUCUGUGCAAAUUCGCAAGUGAAGCAUCUGUGAAAGAAAUUCGUUGGAGAAGCUUAUUUGGCAAAGUGGAAUUCGACUCUAAUUGCCGGUAUGUCCACACAAGCAACGCACGCCCCUUCGGCGCCGGAAUUACCAACAACCUCACAUGGUGAUCCCUCGGCACCGCCUGCUGAAGCAACCGCCGAUUGGAGUUAUUUUGGUAAUACGAGCGGCGGUGCAGAGCAAACUCAAUCUACUCGACCCGAAACCUCUACCACAAGAACAACAGAUAAUGCAAGCGUAGAUAACGGCACCAUUGCUAACGAAACCAAAGGCUCAUCUUCCACAGCGUAUUCUUUUCCUGGUAGUGCACUGGGUAGUGAAUCUACAGCCAACAUUAGCGGCAUUAAGUCAGAAACAAACACAAGUGGUGACUCCAAAGCCAAUAGUAACGAGGAAGAAAAGGUUGAUGAUUCCAUGUAUGAGUGUAAUAUAUGCCUAGAUACCGCCAAGGAUGCAGUUGUCAGCCUGUGUGGCCAUCUCUUCUGUUGGCCAUGCUUGCAUCAAUGGCUGGAGACACGUCCUAAUUGUAAAUUAUGUCCAGUGUGCAAGGCAGCUAUUGGCAAAGAUAAAGUAAUUCCGCUUUAUGGGCGCAAUAGUACCAAACAAGAGGAUCCGAGAAAUAAAGUACCACCGCGUCCUGCUGGACAGCGCACUGAGCCCGAACCUCAGCAAGGUUUUCAAGGAUUCGGUUUUGGUGAUGGCUUCCAUAUGUCUUUCGGUAUUGGCGCUUUUCCAUUUGGCUACUUCGCAUCAUCGUUUAAUUUUGGCGAACCACGAGCAGCGGCCGCCAAUCGUGGCACCACACAAUUUGAAGACGAACAGCAACUAUCCAAAUUAUUCUUAUAUUUGGCAUUUUUGUGUAUUGCUUGGUUAUUGUUCGCAUAGCAAUACUAAAUCCGUGGUUAUUCUAACAUUCAUAAAUAUAUAUUUAUGGAAAGAGCCUUUUUUAAUUUAUUGCUCCAUGCUUGCGAUUAUUACUAAGAAGUCUAGCUAUAUAUAUGUAUGCAAUUAAUUAAAUACGCAUAGAAACAAAAUUAUAUAUACAUACAUGCAUACUACAAAUAAUAAUGAGGAAUGAUAAUAAGGGGAAAAUAAAAAAAUCUUUAAGCGUAAAA
Rhagoletis zephyria (snowberry fruit fly) is the source of this 1293-nucleotide messenger RNA. RefSeq names its product suppression of retinal degeneration disease 1 upon overexpression 1. Gene Ontology annotation, cellular component: endoplasmic reticulum. Gene Ontology annotation, molecular function: metal ion binding; ubiquitin protein ligase activity. The record is from RefSeq and is a predicted model, not a curated record. Lineage: Eukaryota; Metazoa; Arthropoda; Insecta; Diptera; Tephritidae. Gene Ontology annotation, biological process: ubiquitin-dependent protein catabolic process.